UAAACCACAAGUCACAUGGCCCGCUUUCCGUUUUCAUACUUUCUGAUCGCUCAGAGAGGAGAAGUGUACCCAAAGUGCCGCGCUUUGCCAUGCUGCACUGAGCACUGCCCUUCAGCGCCAUGUCCCUGCGGCGGCUCGCCCAGCACAGCCAGCGCGCGGGCAGCGGGGAUCGGGGCGUGCAGAUGGACAGCAGGCGGCUGCAGCAGCUGGUCAGCACGGUGGGGACGCUGCCGAGGAGCCGCAAGCAGACACUUCAUUUCUAUAUUCAAAGAAGAUAAAGAGACAUUUGGCUUUGAAAUCCAGACUAUUAGAUUUCCAAACCAAACCGAUUACUCCUUGGAGGUAUGCACUUGCGUCUGCAAAAUUCAAGAGGAAAGUCCUGCCCAUGUUUCUGGCCUUCAGAUUGGUGAUAUUCUUGCCAACGUCAAUGGAGUGAACACCGAUGGUUUUAGUCACAAGCAAAUUGUAGACUUGAUAAAGUCUUCAGGGAACUAUUUAAGGCUGGAGACCGUCAACGGGGCCCUGUUCCUGAGGAAGAUGGAGCUGGAGAACAAGCUGCAGCUGCUGAAGCAAACUCUGCAGCAGAAGUGGGUGGAGUUGCGCUCCCUGCACUUACAGGAACAGCGUUUGCUGCAUGGAGAGGUGAAUGACAACGCUCUGCUGGAGCUGGAAGAGGCCAACUUAUCUGAGGGCUGUAUGCCAAGACCACUCUCUCUGACCAAGACCCGAUUCUCCAGUGAGAGCAGCUCCCGGAGCCGCCUGAGCUCCAUGACUCUGGACAGCGAGGACAGCUUCUACCAGAGCGGUGCCUUCGACGACUCUGCAGCAGAGAGCCUGAGCCGCCAGUCCAGCAUGGACGAUGACUGCUUCCUACCGAGGGAUGGCGAUGGCACGGCCGGGAGGUGCUCCCUGCGCAGGCACCGCAGCAUCAGCCUGGCCAGCAGCGGCUCCAUGUCCCCGCUGUGGGAGAGCGGCGGCAGCUCCAGCAGCUUCGGGACGCUCCCGAGGAAGAGCAGGAGAUCGAGCGUUCGAAAGCAGCUCCUGAAAUUCAUUCCAGGUCUUCACCGGGCGCUGGAGGAGGAGGAAAGCCGGGUGUGACCCUGCAUUCCCCAGGGCCAGGAGGAGCAGCAUGAGGCUGCAUUUGUUCCUUACCCACACGGCCUUACAGCAGGACUGAUGGUAUUUAAAAUGCUCUGAUUUAUUAAUUAUUUUAAUUUUUAAUCGGAGUGAAUCGUGGACUUCUUCAUUAACAUAAAAAAUGACUAGCUCCAAGACGUGAAGAACUGUGAGCGACUCCCUCAGCAUAUUUAGUGUUAAUGAUGGGUUUUAAUCAAGUGCAAAUUUUCUAACUAUUUAUUUUCUGUUACCGAAGUCAAUCUUCAGAGAUCUUCAAUAAAGCAAGAGCUUCUACUAA
Molecule: messenger RNA, 1414 nt
Organism: Centrocercus urophasianus (Greater sage-grouse)
Lineage: Eukaryota; Metazoa; Chordata; Aves; Galliformes; Phasianidae
Gene: CYTIP
Product: cytohesin 1 interacting protein
Exons: 7
Coding region: 16-1098 (360 amino acids)
Biological process (GO): regulation of cell adhesion
Cellular component (GO): cell cortex
Molecular function (GO): protein binding
Source: RefSeq, a predicted model, not a curated record